Phytophthora sojae is the source of this 174-nucleotide messenger RNA. RefSeq lists its product as hypothetical. Lineage: Eukaryota; Oomycota; Peronosporomycetes; Peronosporales; Peronosporaceae. Bases 1 to 174 code for a protein of 57 amino acids. Gene Ontology annotation, molecular function: nucleic acid binding. The transcript has a single exon. The record is from RefSeq and is a predicted model, not a curated record.
AUGAAGAAAAAGUUGUUGCAGCGGCUGGUCGAAAAGAAAACGCCGCCGAGCUACGAGACGGUCAAGAUAGCGUCCAAGUGGGGGCACAAGGUUCUCUUCACGCCUCCGUACCACCCGGAGUCGCAGCCCAUAGAGGUCAUAUGGGCUGCGAUCAACGCAUAUAUAGGAGGAUGA